AUGAGCCAUGAUGUUCUGACGCCUGACGACGCGCUUAGCGAACCACAAGAGCAAAACACGCAACCUUUGAGCGAAGAUUAUAAAUCGGAUCGUACACAAGUGGAAACUGAAAAAUCUCCACCCAAAUCAACGGAUAAAGAGAGAAUCGAACUGCCGAAAGAGCCACUUCUGAAGCCGUACGUUCAGAAGGAAAAUGUACACGCGCAGAUUGUAGAAGAUGAUUUGGAAGAGGCUCAGAACAGAUUCCGAGUUGAUUCCACACAAACUUACACAGUUGCAGAGGACUUUAAGGCUUUAGAAGAUAUUGGGAAGGAUAAGAAAAAUAGGGAAAAGAGUUCUGAAGGGAAGAGAGAGAGAGAUCGAGUGUUGAGAUGGAAAGGGAUUACGGUAGAGGAGAUGAAGAAGAAGAGGGUGGAAAGAACGAUUUUGGAUGAUAUAAGUGGUCAUGCGUUCGGUGGAGAGUUGACAUUCAUAAUGGGAUCGUCGGGUGCUGGAAAAACUACACUUUUGAAUGUGCUAACUGGAAGAAAUAAGGGAAGUUUGAGAACGAAUGGAGAGAUCUCUUUGAAUGGACGUAAGAUGACGUCUUCUGGAAUGAAACAACUCAGCGCUUAUGUUCAACAAGAAGAUGUUUUCAUGGCGAGUCAAACAGUUUCAGAAGUUCUUCAUUUUGCUGUCAAAAUGAGAAGUCCGGAGAGGUUGAGCAAGAAGAAAAGAAAGAAUUUAGUAGAGAGUAUGUUGACGACUUUUGGAUUGAAGAAUUGUGAGAAUACCCGAGUAGGAUCAGUAAAAGAGAAGGGAAUAUCGAGAGGGGAGAAGAAAAGAUUGACGAUUGCUUGUGAGAUCCUCACAGAUCCUCCAGUCUUAUUCUGCGAUGAGCCAACAUCAGGACUAGAUUCUUUUAUGUCUCAUCAAGUGAUGAAAUGUCUCAAGGAUCUUGCCAAAGAAGGAAAGAUCGUGAUCUGCACCAUUCAUCAACCUAGCACAUGGGUAUAUCAGAUGGCUGAUCGACUAGUGGUCCUGUGUCUUGGAAAAGUUGCUUUUGAAGGUCGAACCAAAAAUAAAAUUCUAAAAACCCAACUGUCCAAAGAUCGUCUGACACUGUCGGAAUCCGUUAGCAUUAAAACGAAAAAAAAAAAUGAAUGCAAAAAAGUUGAAUAUUUUCAGGUUACGGUAAUUGUCGUUGUGGGACCUUUUUUCUCUUCCGCAUCUCCAAUUUUUCAGCUAGUCUCCUGGUUCCUCGGAAUGGUAUAUCUUCAAAUUCCAAUCAACAGAGACAAUCUUCUUGGCAUCAAAGGUGUCAUUUUUGCAACUCUCCAGAUGAACAACAUUCUCUAUAUGAUGCCUAGUCUUAUUUCAUUCUGGGAAGACUAUGCCGUUGUUGUGAGGGAAUAUCAGUCGAAUAUGUACUCUCCUAGUGCCUACUUCAUGGCGAGAUCAUUCACUGAUUCUCUCCUCCAUCUAUUCUAUCCAAUCAUCUUUUUCUCGAUUAUCUAUUUCAUGACUGGUCUUCCAAUCACUAUCAUCGGAAUGUCUACUUUCCUGACAAUGUGUAUCGCUAUGUCCAUGAUUAUCACCUCCCUUUCUCAUGCUGUAGUUUCUCUCUGUGGAAAUGCUACAAUCUCUUUGACAGUUGCCCCAUUGAUAUCAGUUCCCGUAAUGGUUUUUGGCGGAUUUUUGAUUACGGUAAAAGCGAUACCAAUUUAUUACAAACCAUUGAGCUAUGUUUCGUGGUAUCACUACGCAUUUGAGGCCAAUAUGAUAGCUCUUUUCAAGGAUCAUGGAGUCAUUGAAGGUGGUUUUCCUGUCAUGAAGAUUUUUCAUCUAUCAUUGGAAAUUGUAGGUUGUAAUCAAACUUCGAUUAUCACAUCUGCCAUGAAUAUGGAGUGCUCAACUGGAUUAAAGUUGAUAGAAGAUCAAGAUUUUGAUGUAGAUCAUUUCUGGAUGGAUUUUGUAGCGGUCGGAGCAAUUUUAAUUUUCUGGAAAGUCUUUGGUCUGAUUGCUUUUGUUUGGAGAAUUCGGAGUACUACAUAA
Caenorhabditis briggsae is the source of this 2034-nucleotide messenger RNA. Gene Ontology annotation, cellular component: plasma membrane. The transcript is spliced from 10 exons. The record is from RefSeq and is a predicted model, not a curated record. Bases 1 to 2034 code for a protein of 677 amino acids. NCBI's taxonomy places the organism in Eukaryota, Metazoa, Nematoda, Chromadorea, Rhabditida, Rhabditidae. Gene Ontology annotation, molecular function: ATP hydrolysis activity; ATP binding; ABC-type transporter activity.